UUUUAUUCUACCAAGCAAGAUAUAUUUUUGCAGACUCAGCAUAUAUGUAAAGAUGGUAAAUCUUACAUGCUGCCUGUUGAUUCAGAUAUUUAGCUGUUAAACUGUAGGGGAACAAGAAAUUUUUUCUGAACAAUUUUAAUGUCAAGGGAACAUGUCAUACUGUAGGAAUGAAGGAAAAGACAAACUCAUAUUUGUAACCAAGGAUGACCAUCAACAAGGAUCGCCACAAAGUAAUCCGUUGUUACCGGACAAUGGUGAUGGAACUGUUGGGUUGAUAAAAGAGAAUGGAGAGAUCAACUGGAAUUGUCCUUGUCUCCAGGGAAUGGCUGAUGGUCCAUGUGGUGAAUCGUUUAAAGAUGCAUUUUCUUGUUUUCAUUACAGCGAAGCUGAACCAAAAGGUGCUGAUUGUUUAGAACAAUUCAAAUCGAUGCAAGAGUGUUUUGUUAAAUAUCCAGAAAUAUACGGAUCCUUAGAUGACGACCUUGAUAAAAAAGAGAAGGGUGAUGAAAGUGAGGAAAAUAAUAAGACAGGUGAAGAGCAUGAAUCGACUGAAAAUCAGCAAAGUGACAUUGUGUCUAAUGAAAAAAAUGAUAAUGAAACAAAUUCUUAGCACUAUGUGUGUUUAGGUGUAUUUGUUCAAAUCUUUUUCAGUACUUUUGAGCUCCUAAUUGUAAGAGGCUCUUGUUUCCUUUAUAUUUUUUUUAUAUAACUCUGUUACAAUGGCAAUUUAUUGAAAGGUUGAUGCUAUAAAACUGUGUAAAUACAGGGCAGUUUUAUAAACAAGGUGCCUACCAGAUCUUAAUAGCAAAAACAUCACAAAAAACUUUGAGAAACGGAAAAAUAUGCAUGGAAUAAACACUAAAAAAAUAUUUAAAGUAACAUGUACUCUUUACAAUCUAAGAAAAAUUGGCAUUGUUGCUUCUAAAAGCGUUUCAAGGCACAGUUAGGCACUAAUGAUUACUGUUUUCUUGUUUUUAUUAAAGAAGUUUUUAUAUAAUACUAAAUGUUCUUCUUUCUAUGGAAGUCGUCCAAUCUCGUGUAAAAAUGUAUUAAAAACUCAGGAAUUUCCCUUUUUCUUUCUCUUGUGACAAGUUUUGAAAAUGAGGAAAAUAUCUCCUCAUGCAAUGUUUGUGCAUGUGCUGGGGUCAUUACAGGAGUCCUAGCAUUUAAACUUUCGAGGAUGAUCACAGUACCUAAAAGCUGAAAUCAUCUAAAAUUGUUCAUCUUGCCAUGAAUGGCAGGAUGAACAAUAUUUUCUUUUAAAUUAGUUAUUUUUCAUUAUUAUUUUUAAGGAAAAAAUACAAUUACUGCGA
This is a messenger RNA of Hydractinia symbiolongicarpus, 1313 nucleotides long. Its product is annotated as mitochondrial intermembrane space import and assembly protein 40-B-like. The transcript has 2 exons. Gene Ontology annotation, biological process: protein import into mitochondrial intermembrane space. The record is from RefSeq and is a predicted model, not a curated record. Gene Ontology annotation, molecular function: protein-disulfide reductase activity. Bases 152 to 610 code for a protein of 152 amino acids. Gene Ontology annotation, cellular component: mitochondrial intermembrane space. NCBI's taxonomy places the organism in Eukaryota, Metazoa, Cnidaria, Hydrozoa, Anthoathecata, Hydractiniidae.